ACAAUCGUCGACUGAGACGAGCAGCGAACUCCAGUGCCGUGUCCUCUACCGUCACUCGUGAAGAUCGGCGCGGGCGUCGGGACAAAAUCACGCCGCCGCAGUGAAAACAGCGCAAUGCUUCGGACUGUGCUGGUAGCGCGCAACGAACUGGGCCGUGCCCCUAGUCGCUGCAAGCGUUUCGUCCGAGCCGCCAGCGUGCUCUGCCUGGAAAGGAGGGACGUAAAUCCCAGCAACCGGCUGAUUGCACAGAGCCCUAGGAUCCUACUGAAGCCCAAGUUCAAGGAUGGCGUGGCGCGACGGAUGUACAGCGCAGAUUUGCCCCGGCACUUACGAGUACAGCUGCCAGCGCUGUCACCAACCAUGGAGAUGGGCACCAUCGUGAGCUGGGAAAAGAAGGAAGGUGACAAGCUGGGUGAGGGAGACCUGCUGUGCGAAAUUGAGACAGACAAGGCUACGAUGGGCUUCGAGACACCUGAAGAAGGAUACUUGGCCAAGAUCGUCAUCCCCGCCGGCACUAAGGACGUGCCACUCGGAAAGCUCCUAUGCAUUCUGGUGUUCAACGAGGAAGACGUCGCUGCUUUCAAGAGCUUCGUUGACGAUGGCGCUGCCGUCCCGCCCCCACCUAAAGCAGCAGCCGCACCCCCACCUGCUGCAGCUCCGGCACCAGCAGCGGCACCUCCGCCACCUGCACCGUCAAUGCCUGCUGCUUCGGCAGCCGCCCCGACAACCGGCCUGGGUGGUCGCCUCUUUGCCAGCCCCCUGGCGAAGCGACUGGCAGCAGAGCAAGGCAUUAACCUAGCUCACAUACCUGCUGGAAGCGGGCCAGGAGGAAGAAUUGUGGCUCAAGAUUUGGCUUCUGCCGCAGCCAUGCCGAGGGCGGCAGCAGCUGGGGGUGUUGCAUCAAAAUACGAGGACAUAUCGCUCACCAGUAUGCGUCAGACAAUCGCGAAGCGGUUACUUCAAUCAAAACAGACAAUACCACACUACUACCUCAGUACUGAUAUCAAGAUGGACGCUGUCUUCAAGCUUCGUGCCGAGUUCAACAAGAUGAUGGAGAAGGAUGGUGUCAAGAUCUCUGUGAACGACUUUGUGAUCAAAGCAACCGCGCUGGCGUCCAAGAAAGUGCCGGCCGCAAACUCUUCCUGGCAGGACACCUUCAUCCGAGAGUACAAGUCUGUAGAUGUGAGCAUGGCAGUGAGCACUCCAGAAGGACUCAUCACACCCAUCGUUUUCAGUGCUGAGAAAAAGGGGCUUGCGGAAAUCUGCCAAGAAACAAAGGCAUUGGCUGCGAAGGCGAGGGAGAGGACAUUGCAGCCUCACGAAUUUCAGGGUGGCACCAUUACAGUGUCGAACCUGGGAAUGUUUGGCGUCAAGAACUUCUCGGCCAUUAUCAACCCACCUCAGGCCUGCAUAUUAGCAGUUGGCAGCACUGAAGAUACACUUAUACCAGACGAUGAAAGCAGUACAGGGUACAGGACGGCUAAGGUGAUGUCAGUGACCCUGAGCUGUGACCACCGCGUCGUCGAUGGUGCCGUUGGUGCACAGUGGCUCCAACACUUCAAGCAUCUACUCGAGAGGCCACACUUGAUGUUGCUCUGAGCACGCUUAAUUAAAAUGUGCCAUGUCCUCUGUGUAAUUUAUGCCGUGUAGGUAGAAGGAAUGUCGACAUCUUGCGACCUGCUCAUCUCUCCUCCGCCAUCCUUCCCCGAUUCUUCGCGGACCCAGCUGAGACAAUGCGCCCAGGUGCUUGGCGUCGCAGAGAUUAUGUUGCAGUGACUUAAAAGAAAAUUUUGUUGAAAUCCAGCAGCAAAGGAAAACAUCGAAGCACUUCGAGGAAAUGAAGUGAUGGAGCUGGUGUCUUCUAAAGGAGGACAAUGUGCUUGCAGGAAGGUGUUGAUGCCAGUGAUAAUAAUAGAGUGAUUAAAAGACAAUUCUGUCAACCACCAA
This is a messenger RNA of Rhipicephalus sanguineus (brown dog tick), 1947 nucleotides long. RefSeq names its product dihydrolipoyllysine-residue acetyltransferase component of pyruvate dehydrogenase complex, mitochondrial (gene muc). Gene Ontology annotation, biological process: pyruvate decarboxylation to acetyl-CoA. Bases 115 to 1599 code for a protein of 494 amino acids. Gene Ontology annotation, molecular function: dihydrolipoyllysine-residue acetyltransferase activity. Gene Ontology annotation, cellular component: pyruvate dehydrogenase complex. The transcript has 12 exons. NCBI's taxonomy places the organism in Eukaryota, Metazoa, Arthropoda, Arachnida, Ixodida, Ixodidae. The record is from RefSeq and is a predicted model, not a curated record.